GGAGUUACUUCCGUUUCCGGCGGUCUAAAGCGUGCCACUCUGAGUUUGCUUUACUGCAAAAUGAGACCCCUGACCGAGGAGGAGACCAGUACCUUAUUCCAGAAGCUCUCAAAAUAUAUUGGAGAAAACAUCCAACUGCUUGUGGACCGACCUGAUGGCACCUACUGUUUCCGGCUCCACAAAGACAGAGUUUACUAUGUAAGUGAGAAGAUUCUCAAGUUGGCAGUAAACAUCUCCCGGGAGAAACUGGUGUCUCUGGGGACCUGCUUUGGGAAGUUCACCAAGACCCAGAAGUUCAAAUUGCACAUCACGGCCCUGGAUUACCUGGCACCAUAUGCAAAGUUUAAAGUAUGGGUGAAACCUGGAGCAGAGCAGUCAUUCUUGUAUGGAAACCAUGUGUUAAAGUCUGGCCUGGGUCGAAUCACAGAAAAUACUAAUCAGUAUCAGGGACUGGUGGUGUACUCCAUGGCAGAUGUCCCUUUGGGUUUUGGCGUGGCAGCCAAGUCCACACAGGACUGCAGGAAGGUGGACCCCAUGGCAAUUGUCGUGUUUCACCAAGCUGACAUUGGGGAAUAUGUACGCCAUGAAGACACACUGAUUUAAUUCAUCUUACAGACUUGUGACCAAGAUGUUUUUCUUGUGGGAGCAGCUGAAAUACAAAUACCUCCUUUUACCAACCUAUAGCAUGACUUGUGGAUACACUUGGUCUUCUGUUGGCCAUUCUUACUAUUGCAUAGGCACUGGGGCAUAGUGCAUCAAACACUGGACUUGAAGUUGGAAGAGGUUUGAAUCCAGCACUGAGCACAGUGCCUGGCACAUAGUCGGUGCUUAAUAAACCCUGAAUGAUUAAUGUCAUCUCCAACACUUAGCAGCUGGGUGAUCCCAUGCAAGUUCACUGGAUUCACCUACCUCACAGGGUUGUUGUGAGAAUCAAAUUGAAGGUAAAGUACUUGAGGCAAAGAAGGGUAGAAAUCUGAGCUAGGUAAGCAACUGCAAGGUGAAUGCUUAUUUAGGGAGAAAGUGAGACAUUUUGAACCUUUUUUGUUUAAUACUGAUUAAAUCGAAUGCCAUGAUUUAUAAGGAAAUGAAGUCACUUCUUGCUCCUUGGUAUAGGUCCUGAUAUUUUUUUAGAACUGAGGACAGGGGCAUCUAGGUGGUGCAGCGAGUAGAGCACUGGCCCUGGAGUCAGAAGGACCUGAGUUCAAAUACGGUCUCAGACAGGUGACACAUUUACUAGCUGUGUGACCUUGGGCAAGUUACUUAACCUCAAUUGCCCUACCUUCCCCCUUCCAAAAAUAAAAAAAAUUAAAAAAAAAAGAACUGGGGACAAAAAUAGCCGUUUCUUGUAGCUCUUAUCUAAGGGGGUGGUUGUUGAACACUUAGCUGUCUCUUCUUACAUGAUUUCAGUGGCGUAGGACAGAACAGGUACUUUGUCUUUCCCUAAGUUUUAUGUACAGAUUGCCACCAGAGUGGAAUAAGGACACCCAUGCAUCAUCCUGAGAAAGGUGUUCAUGCAGAAUUCACAUUUAUUUUUCAGUCUCUGUUUUCCAUGGUUUCUUUUCUGGUGGUGUUCCUACAGUAUCCAGCUCAUCAUUGUUUUUAUGGAAAUGGUAAGCUCUACUAAUAAGAUUAGGAGUUUGUUGAAACUGCGUGUAAUCUCACUAUUAAAUUGAGGUGUUACUGGCAAGGUAAGCUCCAUUUGGGUAUUGAAAAUAGGGUAGGAAAGAUACUUUUCUCUCUGUCCAAUGUACUUCUUUGAAGCCAAGGGCCAAGUAGAUGAUGAACUUGUUAAGGAAUCCUACUUCUAUUUUUUUUUUUUAAUUUUAGAAUGCUUAGGACAGUAAUUGUUUGGCUACAUAAUGGGUUUUGUCACCUUUUUGUACCAUACAAGACUUUUUUCCAGCUACCUUUUAAAAAGAUUAUUUGCCAGUCCUUUACUAGGCUGAACAAAGGGCCCUUCCCACAGGCUCUGAAUUAAUAAUUCAUAUCCACGCAUCUGUCCCCUUCACCCAAAGGAUUUGGUGAUUUUUUUUUUUUUAGGGCACUUAAUUUGUAUAAAGCCACAGAAGGGCUGGCUCACAUUUUAGACAGAUUAUUGCUUUGCUAAUCUACUUAUCUUUUAUUCAGAAGAUGUCAUUUAUAGAAGUACAAAAUGUUUUCCAACUUUGAUAAGGUCUUUAUUUUUACUUAAUGUUGGCUGUGAUCCAUCUCCUACCAGUUCUUGUUUUCAUAUAUCAUUAGCCAUCCUCCCCACCCCCAACUCCUUUAGGCUCUAGGUAAAAAUCAUUUGGUUACAUGCUCAGUAGAACUUAAGGGAAUAGUUAUUAGCACUGUUUAGAGCAACCUUUUCAAGGACUUACCAUGGACUCACCUAAAGCCAAGUAAUAAAUCUGAAAUUAGUUAUUUUUACUACUGCUGAUGGUCCUUUGUGAGUGAUGACAAUGAUUUUUUGAAAAUUUAGUGUGGAUGGCUAAUUACUGUAACCAUUUCAUAAAACUGGUUUGAUGAGCCCUGGCAAAAAAGGGGGAGCCGGGGAGGACUAGAACUUGGUAUCUAGUCUUGCCUUUAACAUCUUGGCUUAUUCGUGUCUGUGACCUGGGGGGCAUUGAAGAGACGCUUCAGGAAAUACAACUGCAGGAUCCCAGAAAGGACAAUAACUAAACUCUGGGCUGUUGACCACCAGUUCACAUAGUUAUAGUUUGAUUGGAGAAUGAAAAAGUCAGACCCUUUCCUCAUGCGGGCAAAAUUGUAGUACCUCCACAUGUGAAAGACAUUCCUCUGGACCUUUCGUGUACUUUCCUAGGGAGAAAAAAAAUGAAAAAAGGUAAAGGGAGGUUCUUGUAGGUGGACCCCUGUAUUAAUCCAAACUAUCUCACAUACACACUGGGUGCAUGUUUUUCACCACCGUGAAUUGAACAGCCCGUGUUGUUGCGUAUGCAGAAUGUUUUUAGGCAUUUGGGCAUGUUUGUUCACAAAAUGCUUAGGCUGAUUACACAAGUUAAACCAGCGUCAGAAGCCCUAGAUCUUCCAUAUGUUCUUCAGAAAUGUAUACAUAUAUAUACUGCUCCCUUCUAGACACUGAUCAUAAGAGUGAUUUGGGGAAGACCGGUUAUCUGGUUCCACCCUUAAUUUUAUAGAUGAAGAAAUCAAAGCCCAGAGAGAGCAACUGAUUUGCUCACCUAUCCAUAUGUCCACAAUCCAUACCUACGGACCCUCUCGCCACUCUUACCACUAUGCAUCUGCUUUCUGUGCUCCCUCAGAAUCCUUCCAUGGUUAGAGAUAAAUAGCAUUCCCCUUAACAGUGGUGCAACCUAAAGCUAGGACCUCCUCUCCCAAACGAGCUGUGUUUCCUUUUCACAUUUACUGUCAGGGUUGAAGCAUCCUUUGUAUGACAAAGUGAGUGGCUUGGACAAUCCAAAAUUGAGUAGCUGUCUCAUUCUAUACCUUGCCCUCAAGGCCUCAUUAACUAUUUCCUACCAUCCUUUCUCCAGACUUCAUUUCCAAUCCCUUUUUCCUUUAUGAAAAAAUGUGUUCAUAAGCAGGUUCCUCUCAAUCCAUAAAUGUUAACCCCCUUUGGAACAUUCAUUACCUCAAUGGCAUCCAAGGUAUCGUUCAGUUUCUGUCUCUCCUCAUUCUUCUGAUUAUUUGCCAUGUCAGCUCCCUCAUAAAAGACUCCAAAAUUGAGAUACACUUGGACAGAACCAAAAUGGUUGUGUCGAUUGUUCAGACAAAGCUGGUAAAAACCUGUAGGAAUUCCCAGAUGAAUAUUGAGUUUUCAAUCUCCAGACACUACUCAAGUAAGGUUCUUAUAUGCCCCCAAUUCUCUGGCUUUUAAUCUGCUGUCCUUUAUACAAAGCUCUUUAAAGCUACCUAGGAAGGAAAAAAAUCAAAUUCACAUUCUGAUUUAAUUCCAUAUAGUAAGCCCUCUCCCUGCAGUUUAAUAGCAAUUAUACUGGGUACAAUAACUGCAUCCCACCAUGAUUUUCCUUCUACCUCUUUUUCAGUAAUAUAUAAUUACCAUUUAUUUACUUAAGCUUCCUUCUCUUCCUGUUUGGAAGACUCCCCCUCAAUGCUAGUUCACUUCUCUCUCGGAUUAAUCCCAAUUUAUCCUGUUUAUCUUGUAGGUAUGUAGUCAUUUACAUGUAAUCCCCCUGCUUUAGAUUAUGAGUUAAUGGGGGGGUGGGGAUUCUUUUUGCCCUUCUUUGUAUCCCUUAGCAUGGUGCCUAGCACAAAGUAAGUGCUUUAGUCUGAGUUAGCUUGGUCAAUAAUAAUCAAAAGUUUGUCUCCUGAAUAGAUUCACUUACUUUCCUGAACCAGGCAUUUUGCAGAGUUAACAAGGUCUUUUGUUCCUUACCUUGAUUUCAGAGAUGGGCUUUCUCCACCUUCCAUACCUAUGCCUCCUUUCCUACUGAAAACACUUCUUCCCCACAUCCACUUUUUAGAAUUCCUAUAGUCCUUCAAAGCACAACUUGAGACCCACCUCUUUUAUGAGGCCUUUAUAAGUGCUCUAUCUGAAGGUGGAUAGAGUGGGUCAGGAAGACCCAAGUUCAAAUCCAUCCUCAAACACUUACACUAGCUGUGUGACCCUGGGCAAGUCACUUAACCCUUAACUCUGUUUGCUUCCGUUUUCUCAUCUAUAAAAUGAGCUGGAAAAGGGAACAGCAAACCACUCUAGUAUCUUUGCCAAGAAAACCCCAAAUGGGGUCAUGUAGAGUUGGACGUGGCUGAAAUCAAAACAAAUCUACCUGAAAUCGCCUUGUAUACUUUGUGUUCUUCAUGACAAUAAAUCUCUUCCCAGUAGAACGUAA
This is a messenger RNA of Trichosurus vulpecula (common brushtail), 4808 nucleotides long. It is a transcript of the gene NIP7, whose product is annotated as nucleolar pre-rRNA processing protein NIP7. Gene Ontology annotation, cellular component: nucleolus; nucleus; preribosome, large subunit precursor. Gene Ontology annotation, molecular function: RNA binding. The transcript has 5 exons. The record is from RefSeq and is a predicted model, not a curated record. Gene Ontology annotation, biological process: ribosomal large subunit biogenesis; ribosome assembly. NCBI's taxonomy places the organism in Eukaryota, Metazoa, Chordata, Mammalia, Diprotodontia, Phalangeridae. The coding region runs from base 61 to 603 and encodes 180 amino acids.